CUGUUUCCACCGGACGUGUCUGUGAGAGUCAGGAGAGCAGCGGCACACACCGUACUGUCCUGGGUUUCCAAGCAAGGGGAAAGACGGUUCGGCCCCGCGACAUGAAAGCCUGCCAUGUCCUGGCCCAGUCACGUGCCUGCCCAGCCUCUCAUGUGCUGAGCCUUAGUUCUCUAAUUUAUUCACUUUGACAACCUCUUGGUUGUACACCACUUUGCUCACAACUUGCCUGUCUGAUUCAAAGUGAACACGAGUGCCUUAAUCCUCUAAUGGGAAUUAAUUGCUUGUUUCAGUGCUUAACUCUGAUCUUUCUUCAUCCCCACAGGGACAGGCUGCUUCCUGAAGGACCUGUGUGUGUCACUCAAAACACAAUCCGGAAAGGCCCGGCCCCACCGAUGGCCCACGUCUUCGUGUACGGCACGCUGAAGCGAGGCCAGCCGAACCACCAAGUCAUGCUGGACGGGGCGCACGGCUGGGCGGCCUUCCGGGGCCGGGGCUGCACGGCCGAGCCCUACCCCUUGGUGAUCGCCGGCGAGCACAACAUCCCCAGGCUGCUCCAGCUGCCGGGCCGGGGCCGCUGCGUGCAGGGCGAGAUCUACCAGGUGGACGAGGAGAUGCUGCGCUUCCUGGACGACUUCGAGGGCUGCCCCGACAUGUACCAGCGCACCCCGGUGCGGGUGCGGGUGCUCGAGUGGGAGGGCGGCGCGGGGCCCGGGGACAGCGUGCAGUGCUUCGUGUACAGCACGGCCACGUACGCGCCCGAGUGGGUCCACCUCCCUUACCUCGACAGCUACGACUCCGAGGGCGCCCACGGGCUGCGCUACAAUCCCCGGGAAAACCGCUGAGCCGGGCCAGCGGCCAAGGCCCGGGAGGCC
Molecule: messenger RNA, 872 nt
Organism: Perognathus longimembris pacificus (Pacific pocket mouse)
Lineage: Eukaryota; Metazoa; Chordata; Mammalia; Rodentia; Heteromyidae
Gene: Ggact
Product: gamma-glutamylamine cyclotransferase
Exons: 3
Coding region: 267-842 (191 amino acids)
Molecular function (GO): gamma-glutamylaminecyclotransferase activity
Source: RefSeq, a predicted model, not a curated record